AUGGAGCAGCCGCCGCCGCAGCCGCCGGCCCGCCAGCCAGUGAGCAUGGCCUUGUUGGGCAGCCCCCAGCCCGGCGCCCUCUCCGUGGCCGGCGUGCCUGGCGGGACUUCCUCAGCGGCGACGGCCGUGCGCUCCUUCGACACCCUGGCCUCCACAGCAGCCGCGGCGCUGGGGAACCAGAGCGAUGGGAGAGGGGGCGGCAGCGCUGUAACCCCGGCUGGAGGCGGUCUCGGAUGGUUCGGAGGAGCGGCGGGGGCAGCGGGGAAACCGCCGCUGGGCCCGGAGGCAGCGCAGCUGCUGUCGCACGGGGCCGUGGUGGCGGCUCAGGCGCUCCUCCUUCUGCUCAUCUUCCUGCUGUCUAGCCUAGGCAACUGCGCGGUGAUGGGGGUGAUCGUGAAGCAUCGGCAGCUCCGCACCGUCACCAACGCUUUCAUACUGUCCUUGUCCCUGUCGGACCUGCUCACCGCGCUGCUCUGCCUGCCUGCCGCCUUCCUGGACCUUUUCACGCCGCCCGGGGGCUCGGCGCCCACAGCUGUUACUGCUGCCUCCACGGGGCCCUGGCGCGGCUUCUGCGCCGCCAGUCGUUUCUUCAGCUCUUGUUUCGGCAUCGUGUCCACGUUCAGCGUGGCUCUCAUCUCGCUGGACCGCUACUGCGCCAUCGUGCGUCCGCCACAGGAGAAGAUUGGCCGUCGCCGCGCGCUGCAGCUGUUGGCCGGCGCCUGGCUGGCGGCGCUGGCCUUCUCCUUGCCUUGGGAGCUGCUGAGAGCGCCCCGGGAGCCCCCGGCGGCACAGAGCUUUCACGGCUGCCUGUACCAGACUUCCCCGGACCCCGCACAGCUGGGCGCAGCUUACAGCGUGGGUCUAGUGGUGGCCUGCCACCUGCUGCCUUUCCUGCUCAUGUGCUUCUGCCACUACCACAUCUGCAAGACCGUGCGCCUGUCUGACCUACGCGUGCGGCCGGUGACUACCUACGCGCGCGUGGUGCGUUUUUUCAGCGAAGUGCGCACGGCUACCACUGUGCUCAUCAUGAUCGUCUUUGUCAUGGGCUGCUGGGGGCCCUACUGCUUCCUGGUGCUGCUAGCUGCGGCCCGGCAGGCCCAGGCCACGCAGGCCCCCUCGCUCCUCAACGUGGUGGCUGUCUGGCUGACCUGGGCCAACGGGGCCAUCAACCCUGUCAUCUAUGCUAUUCGCAAUCCCAACAUUUCCAUGCUCCUGGGGCGCAACCGGGAAGAAGGCUACAGGACUAGGAAUGUGGAUCUUUUCCUUCCUAACCAACGCCCAGGUUUGCGGGCCCGAAGUAAUCGCUUUCGAAACCGCUAUACCAACAGGUUGGGGCCCUGCAGCCGGAUAUCCUCUUCCAACCCAGCCAGCGGGGUAGCUGGGGACGUGGCCAUGUGGGCCUGUAAAAAUCCAGUUGUGCUUUUCUGCCGCGAGGGGCCACUGGAGCCUGUGGCAACAGCGGCAAAACAACCUACGUCAGAAGCCGGAGAUACCAGCCUCUAA
Chrysochloris asiatica (Cape golden mole) is the source of this 1503-nucleotide messenger RNA. RefSeq names its product G protein-coupled receptor 135 (gene GPR135). Gene Ontology annotation, cellular component: membrane. The transcript has a single exon. The record is from RefSeq and is a predicted model, not a curated record. Bases 1 to 1503 code for a protein of 500 amino acids. Gene Ontology annotation, biological process: G protein-coupled receptor signaling pathway. NCBI's taxonomy places the organism in Eukaryota, Metazoa, Chordata, Mammalia, Afrosoricida, Chrysochloridae. Gene Ontology annotation, molecular function: G protein-coupled receptor activity.